Cladophialophora immunda is the source of this 3673-nucleotide messenger RNA. RefSeq lists its product as uncharacterized. Gene Ontology annotation, biological process: regulation of DNA-templated transcription; telomere maintenance via telomere lengthening. Gene Ontology annotation, cellular component: shelterin complex. The transcript has a single exon. Gene Ontology annotation, molecular function: zinc ion binding; telomeric repeat DNA binding. The record is from RefSeq and is a predicted model, not a curated record. Bases 87 to 3113 code for a protein of 1008 amino acids. NCBI's taxonomy places the organism in Eukaryota, Fungi, Ascomycota, Eurotiomycetes, Chaetothyriales, Herpotrichiellaceae.
CCGUAAACAAUUGCACACCACCUGCGCCCCCAAGAUGCAACGAUAACCCUGCCGUAAACCCCCUCAUCCUCACCACCCGGCAGUCAAUGUCAGGCCACAUUGUGUAUCAUGGUGUGCCGCGCACGCACAAUGAUGACAAUGACAGUCAACCUCGCGCGACUCUGUUCGCGGGGCAAAGGCUAUGGUUCUCUCACGUCAUCCCUCAGCGCCAGCAGAUGAUCCAGAAUGCUCGACUCAAUGGCGCUAUCAUUGUCGACAGAGACACCGACGCCGAUGUGAGGCUUGUUGACCACCUCAGGAAGAACAAUGCGCCAGGAACCCACUCGUACAGAUACGUCGAGCUCUCGAUCCGCAAUGGCCAACUUGAGAAUCUCGCCGACCAUGCAGUCGGAGCCCCUUCACGAGUCUCGCGACCUGUUGGUAGUACUGUCACAGCCCCAAAGUCGGGAAGGACGCCUUUCACUCCAGAGGACGAUCGGUUUCUGUGGGAGUGGAUGAAACCAUUCAUUGACCGCGGAGGAGCCUGGAAAGGAAAUGAGAUCUACAAGCAGAUGGAAGAGGUGAAUCCAAGACAUACGUUUCAGAGUUGGCGGGAUAGAUGGAUAAAACAUACCCAAUUCCAGAAGAGACCCGUCAGUGAGGCUGUUGCUCUUGAAAACUCUCACGUGGAUAAGCCUGCCGCGCGACCAGCUCAUCCUCUACAAAAGAAGAAGCGUCGUCGAGAACUACACGACGAUGGAGAGGAAGAACGGGCCAAACCUGAGUCUGCGCCGAAUCGGUCCACGACAGCCGCGGUUGGCAGAGAUGCAGACAGGCUGCCAGACGCUGUGGCUCCGCAUGGGGAGGGAAGCCGCACCGUGCGAACUUCUCCUGAGCUAUCCAAACGUGCAGGUGAGUUUGACGUCGGCAAAGAGGCGCAGCUUUCGACAAAACCGCAGUCUCCGUCCCGCGGAGCAUUCACCGAAGAGGAAUAUCACGAACUUUACGAGAUGGCAGAGACGUAUGCCGGCUGGGAAUUCGAUGACUUCGACACUCCAUGGGAGGAGCUGGCUCAGCACCGUGGUACCCACACCCCUGCAGAGUGGAAGCAUUUCUUUGUCUCAAGAGUUCUUCCCGACUAUUGUGAAAAUAACAGUUUGACCUUGUCAGAAGUUGCUCCUUAUUUGUCUGGGAAAACCAACGAACAAGUUGUUAAAGCAUCUGAACCGGUCAGCGCCCCGGAAGAUGAUCAAGCAACAUCUGUCACAUCUGACACCCAAGAAGCUUACCAAUGUACGAACUGCUUUACUGUUGGAAGUGUCAAAUGGCGACAUGACAACGAAGGCAAACUUAUUUGCUACGAAUGUGCGAAAUUUAUGAGGAGACACGGCUAUCAUAGACCAUCGACAACUUGGUCAAUUGGCGAAAGUGUCGACAACGGACAAUCGGGCAUACAUGGAAGACCACCACCCGUGACAGAUGCCCAGAACGAUUUUGGCACGCAAGUCAUCCUUCUCGAAGACUCUAGUCUUGCUGGCGGCAGACAGCCGGAUCCUUUGUUGACCACAGAAGGCAACGCCAGCCUUCCAACGCCUCUUCCCCGAGACAACUCUCAAAUUCCACGCCUCAAGCCUCUCCCAUUCCAACCGGAACCUUCCACCACAAGUCGUCCACCUGGGCCCAACGAGUCAAGGAAGAGGCGUGCUGGAGGAGGUUCACAGUCGCAAUCUACGCAGGAAUCGAAUCAAUCCGGUAUUCAGGGUCAGACCCUGAACUACAGUCUCCAAUCGGAGAGUCAAAGUCAAACGGAACCGUCGCAAGAUCUGGCAGCAAAGAUGGGAGAAGCCCAGUCGAAGGAGAGCGAUGCGCAAACACAAUGGUCAACAUGGAGCGCGAGAGACGCAUCACCAAAAGCUGCUGCGGCAUUCCCACUCUCUACAGGAGGGAAACGGAAGCAGCCGCAAGAUGGGCUGGGGGGCACAAAUAUUCAACAGCACCAUUCACUCGGCACUGAGAAUACUGCACCCGGUCCGCCACGCACUCUUCCCACGACAGACUUAAAAUGGGAUGAUGAGCUCUCGCAUCUUACCACCCCCUCUAACCCACCAAAGCGUGUACGAACCGAUCCUGCUUACUCGCCACUCUUUGUUUCAGAACAUCACAACAGCAAUGAGGAGCACGAAUGGAACGAAGGAUCAGAGUUGACUCUGGAUGCGGAUAACAGCGGCUCAGUUGCAUCGUAUCACCACCAGCCUUCUGAACAGUUUGAAACCGCCCAGGAGUCCGUCCAGGAAUAUGAAACAGGACCCGAAGAAUUGCCUCGUGCCUACAAUGAAGGGAGGACCACGGCGGCACUGUUUCAAGACAUCGAAGACAGGCUUGAUAGGGCUCUCGAACUCCCGCAGCCACUGGGCAGGUUCGAUGUAGUUGGCUUCGGCCCAUCUGCGAUGCGUCAACAUGGGAAUCUCAUGGAGAAUGACACGAAUGUCACGAGGGGCAGAGAAAUAACUGAAUCCGGGCACCGUCGGGAUCCCCCGAAACUUGAGAUCAUGACGGAAGACCACAGCUUCUCUGAACCUCCUCUGCUCUUACCUCCUCAUGUUCCGACCUUGGGAUCGUCACCGGCCUCGAGAGAUAUGUCAGGUCCCACGGAAAAUGCCAAGGGUAAAGAAAAACAAGUUGAGGAGCAGACAGAGCAGGUGCAAACCAGAGAAGGUUCUUCACCAGAGCCUGACGGCCACGAAACGGACGAAUGGAUUGCUCUUCAGCGGAGCUUGCACCCACAUGUCCCGAACCUGGAGCCUGUGCUGUUUAAGGCCGUCGAGUCUACCAGCUUCGAUUUCGGACUUGCAAACGAGGUCGUGGAUAUCAUGCUGGCGAACCGUCGUCGUAUAAUGAAUGAGCAGCAAAGACAGAACCGAGUUAGCGGCGUCGGAAGGUCUACUGUUCUACCAGAAGCUGACUUGGAUAUGGAGAGUCUUCUUCCACAGACUAUGCGCGGCGUGUGGACCGAGACGGAUGACUCUCUCCUCCUAAGUCCGGACGAAAGCGACAUGACCAAGGUGUUGAGGAAACACGGACGUGACAUAUGUGAUACUCGCUUCGUGUUUUUAGCGGAGUUUGUGGAGGACUGACGGGAGGAUUUGUGAGGAUCAACAGCACUCAGCAACCUCUGUCGCAAUGGGAACUUGGACCUGCCGAAGCAGAUGAGACACGACCUUGUAGAUCAGGACGGUCAGACGGCGGCCUAGCUGUUGCCUGCGCACCGCAUAUUGUGACAUGUUGAGAUGCACAAGCCGCGAUAUCCUCGAACGGGCCAGAGACAGCAGAGCAGAGCAGAGCAAGGCUAUCAAUUGGCUGGUAUCAAGCGAGAAGUCAAACAGGAAGAGAAGCGAAAGGAAAGAAAAAGAGAAGAAACAGCUAUCACGACAGGAUCUCUGCAGGAACCCAGUGUUCAUGCUUUGGCCGGUGGUAUCCUGAUCGGUUCCAAGGUCGCUUUGCGAAGACUUUGCCUUUUCAUUGCUUCCAGCUCAGUGCUUGCCAGCCUCGUCCACCCUUACUGAGCUCAAUUCCGCAAUGAAACAAGAAACAAUGUAGUUGGCGCUGAAAUUGUUGCGGUGCCGGGCUGCGCAAACCCAGACGAAGAGUAGCCAUUCCCGCCGUAGCUCGGCUGGUCAUCCAAAGCUUGCCUCCC